AUAAUUACAAAACUGUGGUCUGCAAAUAGGACAAUCUGUGAAUCACCACAUCGUCAUCCUCAUCAUCACUGCGGGAUCUCGAAGCAGAGUAGCAAGGGCGGUUUUUGUUUUGCCGAUCUAUCGUCUCCUUCGUAGUUGGUGGGUUGAAUUUUUCCGGCAAAGAUGAACGACGCGGAUGUCUCCAAGCAGAUCCAGCAGAUGGUGAGGUUCAUCCGCCAGGAAGCGGAAGAGAAAUCCAACGAGAUCUCCAUCUCCGCCGAAGAAGAAUUCAACAUCGAGAAGUUGCAGCUGGUUGAGGCGGAGAAGAAGAAGAUCAGACAGGAGUAUGAGAAGAAGGAGAAGCAAGUGGAGGUCCGAAAGAAGAUUGAGUAUUCCAUGCAGCUGAAUGCAUCAAGGAUCAAAGUUCUACAAGCCCAAGAUGACAUUGUCAAUCAAAUGAAAGAGGAAGCGGCAAAGGAACUUCUGAAAGUUAGCCAUCACAACUUCUUCGGUCAUCACCACCAUGCGUAUAAAAACCUUUUGAAAGAUCUCAUUGUUCAGUGUUUGCUUAGACUGAAAGAACCUUCAGUAUUACUGCGUUGUCGUGAAGAAGAUCUGGAAAUGGUGGAAUCCGUACUGGAUGAUGCAAGAGAUGAGUACGCUGAGAAAGCAAAGGUUCACACCCCCGAGAUCUUAGUUGACAAGGAUGUCUUCCUCCCAGCUGCUCCUUCUGGAGAUGAUCACAUUGGUCCUCACUGUUCGGGAGGAGUGGUGCUGGCAUCACGCGAUGGGAAGAUAGUGUGUGAGAACACACUUGAUGCAAGGCUUGAGGUUGCAUUCCGCAAGCAGCUUCCUGAGAUCCGGAAGUGGCUGUUUGGAAAGGUUGGUGCCUGAAGCACUCUUCCCUCCCGACAAAAGGCACAUAGAGGUUUGGUUUGGUGUCCCAUUUAUGUGUGUGUGUGGUAAGUGGUUUUGAUUAUCUUAUGGCUUGGGUGAGAUUCCAUUCGUCUGUUGUAUUGUAUUCUGGUUUGAGUGCACUCUUUUUUUCCCCCUGAAGACGAAAAUGAAAUGACGGAAUGAAUGAAUAAACAAAGUGCCUGUUUUUCAGAUUUCUGUUAACCAA
Tarenaya hassleriana is the source of this 1102-nucleotide messenger RNA. Its product is annotated as V-type proton ATPase subunit E3. Bases 163 to 873 code for a protein of 236 amino acids. Gene Ontology annotation, biological process: proton transmembrane transport. Lineage: Eukaryota; Viridiplantae; Streptophyta; Magnoliopsida; Brassicales; Cleomaceae. Gene Ontology annotation, molecular function: proton-transporting ATPase activity, rotational mechanism. The transcript has 6 exons. The record is from RefSeq and is a predicted model, not a curated record. Gene Ontology annotation, cellular component: proton-transporting two-sector ATPase complex, catalytic domain.